CGAAAAAAAAACAUGAUCUGCUGACUACCAAGAAAGCGACGCGAAUGCUCCUGACAGUUGAUAAUAGCUGUCCCUUCCCCAUUCUGUUCUUCCCUCGCUCCCAAGUGUGCAUUUCCCAACGCUUCCGAACAUAUUCUGUGAAUCCGUACCUUACCGUUGCAUCUGCUGCAUCCAGCACUCUUGAUCCCACCUCAUUCUUCUCCCGUCCACCGCCUUGCACGCAUCUACCAGCAACGGCAACGCACCCGCAAUCCGCCUCACCGGAGACGAAAAUCUAUCCACCAAAUAACUGGACCAACCCACCUACCUUAUCCAACCGAACUUGUCUCUUACGGAGCAUCUCCAGGUCUCCAACCACCACAAGCAAGGCACAGCAGACCCAGGCCUGGGCCUCUCUUACAGAUCAGCACCACAAGGCUCCUGCAGCAGGGGUAAUAUCGUUACUGUGUAGGAAACCGCCAAUCCGCUUGCUCGUCGUCUGGACCUGUUGCGUCACACGCUCCCGCCUUUCUCUCUCCCCCCCCAGCUUCCUCGCUCGUCAGUCAGGGACCGCUUCUCGAGGCCGUUUUUAAUCGAGCGCCAAUAUUCGAACGAGACUACUGGUUGCAUUCUGCAUCUUUUUGUCUGCGCGCCUACGGCAGAGAAGCGAUUCGGUCAUCCCCCUCUUUCUCCUUGUCACUUCAUCGUCUUCGACUAAGAGAGAAAAAAAAAAGUGCCCAGCAAGCGGCAGACGAUCCAAAAAGGGACCAAGACACAAGACCAAGACGGACGACGACACCUGACUGUGUGUCCUCCAACAACGCCAUCAACCCCAAAAAAGACCAUCACCGUUCC
This is a messenger RNA of Colletotrichum phormii, 834 nucleotides long. RefSeq lists its product as uncharacterized. The transcript has a single exon. The record is from RefSeq and is a predicted model, not a curated record. Bases 45 to 572 code for a protein of 175 amino acids. Lineage: Eukaryota; Fungi; Ascomycota; Sordariomycetes; Glomerellales; Glomerellaceae.